This is a messenger RNA of Pygocentrus nattereri (red-bellied piranha), 1229 nucleotides long. RefSeq names its product UTP11 small subunit processome component (gene utp11). The transcript is spliced from 8 exons. Bases 120 to 875 code for a protein of 251 amino acids. Gene Ontology annotation, cellular component: nucleolus; small-subunit processome. NCBI's taxonomy places the organism in Eukaryota, Metazoa, Chordata, Actinopteri, Characiformes, Serrasalmidae. Gene Ontology annotation, biological process: rRNA processing. The record is from RefSeq and is a predicted model, not a curated record.
GCUACCGGUUGGAAACCAGCAGCCACGUGAGGGGCGUACAGGCGAGCGUGAGGCGGUCUGCGGCUGUACUGUGAAAUAAUCUGAAACAAACACAGGACGGUGUCCUAAUACCGACAAAAAUGUCUUCAUUCAGAAAAGCUCUGAAAUCCAAUCAGCGGGAUCACAAAGAGCGAUCUCAGCCGGGAUUCAGGAAGCAUUUAGGACUCUUGGAGAAGAAGAAGGACUACAAACUUCGCGCAGAUGACUACCAUCGUAAACAGAAAACACUUAAUGCCUUACGUAAGAAGGCGAUGUGCAAGAACCCAGAUGAAUUCUACUUUAAAAUGGUCCAUUCUCAACUGCAGGAUGGAGUCCAUGUCAUUAAAGAUAAACAAGAAGAGAUGACUGAGGAACAGAAGAAAAUCAUGAGGACUCAGGACAUCAGAUAUGUGGAAAUGAAAAGGGUGGCAGAGGCUAAGAAAAUUGAAAGACUGAAGUCUGAGCUGCAUCUUCUGGAUGCAGAUGGUAAACAAAAUAAACACACCUUUUUUGUGGACACAAAAAAAGAAGUGGAGGAUUUUGACCUGGCCACACACCUGAACACAGUGCCCGAGUUGGUGGAAAGAGCCUAUAACAGGCCAACACUGGACACCCUGGUGAACAAGAGGGUUCUAGGAGCUGUGGCGCCACAGAAAGUAAAGAGACUGGCUAAGAAGCGGAGACGUCAGUAUGAUGAACUCUGUCAGCGUAUUGACAGAGAGAAGAAGAUGUUUGUCAUCACUCAGAAGAUCCAGACUCGCAAAGACCUUCAAGACAAGAACAAGAAAGUGAAAGUCCAGAAGGAGACCACCUCUGCCCCUGCUGUCUAUAAAUUUGAGGCCAAGAGAAAAAGAUAAAGUUAUUUUCCAGAUAUGUUUUACUUCUAGGAAAGACUUUACAUGCUUGAAACAAAACGGCUCACUCCACUGCCCCCUAGUCUAAAGCCUUUUUUAACACCAGUUGUGACUCAAACCUAAUUUCAUCUCAGUGAUCGUUCCAUGUAGGUGUGCGUUAUGCAAAGUCUUUUGGGUAAGUGGCAUGACAGUUGUCUGGAGAUUUGUUUUCAUAAACUGUAAUCUUCAUGUUUGAAUGCUGCUAUUCAUUUUCUUUCCUCUCUAAUCAUAUUUGUUGUAUAUAUUUAUGCAAAGAGAGUUUGUGGCAUGGUUGUGAUUUGUACGGAAAUAAAUCUUGGUGUAAAAAAAAAAAAAAAA